UAUCCCUGCCGCAGAGAAAAUUCUCAACAUUUCUCUGUCUGGAUUUUGGGGUUUACAGUCGAAAUAACAAUGGCUGCGAUUCUAACCUUGGCGACGACAUCCUGUGCCAUUACUACUUCCGCUAGCACCAACAAAACCCUUGGAUUUCAUGCUUUACAAAAACCCUUACUUAGUUUCCCAAAUUCUUCCCCUAAAACCCACCACUGCAAUUUAUUUUCAUCUUCUUCGACUAUAAAUAAACCCAAUAACCCAACUAAUCUAUCAUCAUUAACAACAAGAAAAUUACUUUGUAAACCUCCAAAUGGGAAGCACGUCAGAGAAGAUUAUCUCGUCAAGAAGUAUUCAGCAGAGGAAAUACAGGAGCUAGUUAGAGGAGAUAGAAGUGUUCCUGUAAUUCUUGAUUUUUAUGCCACAUGGUGCGGUCCUUGUAUUUUAAUGGCACAGGAGCUGGAAAUGCUUGCUGUUGAGUAUGAGAAAGAUGCGUUAUUUAUCAAGGUUGACACAGAUGAUGAGCAUGAAUUUGCCCGUGACAUGCAGGUUAGAGGGUUGCCUACUCUGUUAUUCAUCAGUCCGGAUCCAAGUAAGGACGCUAUCAGAACAGAAGGGCUUAUACCGAAGCAAAUGAUUAGGGAUAUUAUCACUAAUGAGAUGUAAGGAUAUUAGAUUAGGUCAAUUUUUGAAUGUUUGUAGAAUGCUCUUGUUAGGCUUAUUACUUUGUGAUCAACUGAGUUAUAUCCCAUUGAUUUAUGAUGCUCAAGAGCAGUUUGUACCUGGGCACAUAAACUGUAAUAGCGUGCUUGUAACGAAAUGAGUGUAACUUAAAAGAAUUGUUUCGCGUGUACUGACAUCUUUUUGUUCAAACUUGUUUUUACUGUCCUUUCCAAA
Molecule: messenger RNA, 885 nt
Organism: Papaver somniferum (opium poppy)
Lineage: Eukaryota; Viridiplantae; Streptophyta; Magnoliopsida; Ranunculales; Papaveraceae
Product: thioredoxin-like protein CITRX, chloroplastic
Exons: 4
Coding region: 70-654 (194 amino acids)
Biological process (GO): plastid organization; cell redox homeostasis
Cellular component (GO): thylakoid
Molecular function (GO): protein-disulfide reductase activity
Source: RefSeq, a predicted model, not a curated record